Molecule: messenger RNA, 2990 nt
Organism: Tuber aestivum (summer truffle)
Lineage: Eukaryota; Fungi; Ascomycota; Pezizomycetes; Pezizales; Tuberaceae
Source: the annotation of a GenBank genome assembly
AAGCGUUCCACCUGGUUGCAACAAACACAUCUCCUCAACUCCUCGGCUCCCAAUUACAACCACACACUCUGGCCUCCGUCGUGCUUACCCAUAGUCUAGACUGACAGGCCACUUCCCUCGAACAAACACCGCUUUAGAGCAGACAUUUUCCGUUCCGCCGCCCACCACGGAUCUCCUCGGAACACCUUCUUUGAGCCCUACCUGCUCGAGCGAGAGCUCCCAUUCCACCACUCCCCUCCGUGCACCUGUGUCUCACAACGAGAACCCAACACCACCACCGACCCACAGAUCCACACCCGAGCCUGCAUUCAACAAGAUGCCCGCUCCAAUCGAUAUCACUUCUCGGCCACAACCCCACCAACCCAAAUCGAAUCUUACUAGUCAGCUGCGAGCGGCCGAGGGCACAGGUUAUGCCGCUCCGGAGGCUCGGGCUGGCAGCGUGUCACAUAGUAAUGGCGUCCCGAUGUCGAAUAGACUGAGGCGAGAGAGUAUGGUGAACAGUGAGAUGGCUAGAAGUUUGAUGGGCGCCGGUGCCAUGAGCUGGGGUGCUGUAAGUGUUGGAAGUUGGAUAAGGGACGAGUAAGUUAUUUCCCUGGAACAGAGUUUGAUGCAGACGCCUAUGUGAUGCUUGGGAAUUUAUCUAUGCUUACUGGGCAUUAUGGAUUUAUCCUUCUUGUCAUCUCAUUGCCCAUUAGUGGUGCUUAUAAACCCUUAUUAUCCCCCUCUGUCCCUCCGCACUCCUUACCUGUUCCAAAGUACCGUAACAAUUUUUAACACCUUUCUGUAGCAUCAUCAUGGCAGGCACUUCACCAUUCACAUUCAAUUCUCCUUCCUUUCACUCCUCCUCAUAUCUUCCAAAGCUCGAGGCCGAGUUUUGCCGAGAUUUUUCUUGCUGCGGUUUGCCACUUCCUUCCUUACAUGAUCUUCUAAGGCAUUAUGAGGAGUUUCACGCACAGCAAACCGGACCUGUACGUCGGGACGAGAACGGUGUUUCUGGUCAUGAUCUCGAGCGGCAACACGGGCAGAUCCACCGUCCCCAGAGACGAGACGCCAGUGGUAUGACAAGCCCUAUUAGUGGUAUGGGUGGCAUACAGCUAGGGAUGAUGCAGCAGCAGCAACUUCAGCGACUGAAGCAACAGCAGCAACAGCAACAGUCAGCAGAAGCGAGCAGUCAAGAGAUGAGAGAGGAGGAGGAACAAGACGGAGAGAUUGCCGGUGACAUGGAAAUGGACGAUGAGGAAAUGACCCCCCCGCCUAACGCGGGCCCACUUACCCCGCAGAGCCAUAAUCAAUACCCCUCGCAUCCACCCACACCCUCUACACAUAGCCAUCCCUCAUAUCAGAACACUCCAAAUCUGCCACAUGCUCAACUCUCUAGUCUCAACAUUAACCAGCAACCUUCACAUUUUUCUCCCGAGUCUUCUGGCCCGGGUACUCCGCUUGCUAUGGACCAGUUAGAAUACUCGUUUCCUCCUAACAUGAGCAACAUGCAAGGCGUCGUAGGCACUCAAAAUAACGGUUUCAAUAAUAGCAACACCUCAUUCGAAAAUAGGGGUGACAUGUCACUCGAUUUGUGUAUCGACGAGCCUGCCAAACGCCUCUUCAGUCCUGGAGGGCAAGCAAUGAGUGGGGGGUACACACAGCAGCAGUUGCAUAUGCUAAUCUCUGGAGGCGGUAAGUAUUGGAUUGUGGAUGUUCUGCAUGUUACAUGGCUAAUGUUUGGAUAGCUCAAGGUGUUCGCUCCGGAACCCAAGGUGUGCAAAGCGUUCAACACGAAGACAAACCCUUCAAAUGCCCUGUUGUUGGUUGCGAAAAGGCAUAUAAAAACCAGAAUGGCCUCAAAUAUCAUAAAUCUGUAUGUAUAUCCCCCUUUAGAGUCUAUAAAUGCCAAAUCAUGACGGUCUGUCAGCACGGGCACACCAACCAACAACUUUUUGCCAACCCAGAUGGAACAUUUUCUAUCGUCAAUCCCGAAACGUCGGCGCCGUACCCCGGCACAUUAGGCAUGGAGAAAGAGAAACCUUAUCAAUGCGAACUUUGCGGUAAACGGUACAAGAAUCUCAACGGUCUCAAGUAUCAUCGAGCACAUUCUGCUCAUCCCGCUGCGGUUCCACCGCCAGGCGGUGUCGUAGCUGUUGCUGGCACUGGCGAAAGUGGGGCUGCCUUAGCGUGAGCAGUCAUGGUAUUUGUUGGAUUUCAAUUAUCCGGUGUCUUACCUUUUCCUUUCCACUUCGGCCAUGAUGUUUAUGGUUUUUUUCCUUUUUCAUUCAUCAUUUUUUUUUCUUGGGGGGGGGGGGGGGCAGUUCAUUUCCUUAAUUCUGUACCAAUUUCUUUGUAUGGGUGGUAGCGUUUCCUUAUUUCGAUCCGGGUUUUUUUCCCUUUCUCUCUGGGUGGGGUUCUUGGUGGCAAUGAUCAUAGCUCGCGGCUUUAGGACAAAAACUUCUCAAAGGAAGGGGUUUCCUGGAGGAAGGCGGGAGAGAUAUCAUUUGGUUCUCGUGUCAUGCACCCCACCGCCAGAUCUCUUUUCUGUUUUCUUUGCUUGGUGUUCUGUUUCUAUGGGUCAUCGUUUCUGGGCGCCUUAUUCGUUAGCUUUUUAAAUGGGGGCCGGUUUCUAACGACAAAUACGGAAAAUGGCAAAGUACUGAAGAGAUCAUGACAAACCGGGGUUUUUCUUAUACAAAAAGUUAUUGAUUUGUUUUCCUUUUGUUGUUAGCUUUUUGUAUAAUUUUUUUCUUUCUUUGCUAGCUCUUUGAUCAUGCCAAUUUUCUGCAUUUCCUAAACUUCCUUUCGUGUCAUCUGUCUACUUCCCUUCUCAUCCUGAUACACUGUUUUUACUUGACCUGGGUGUUCUAUCUAUUUCUUUUUCCGCUGGCUUGUACGGGGAUGGCCAUGAUUCGGAAUUGCCUACUCUAUUCUGUUUCUGUAGGGUAAGAUAGGAGGCCGGAAAUCUUAUUUAUUAUUUGCGCCCAAUUCAUUCUGUAAUUGUUUUU